Messenger RNA from Mytilus trossulus (common blue mussel), 1983 nucleotides. Its product is annotated as PAT complex subunit CCDC47-like. Gene Ontology annotation, biological process: endoplasmic reticulum calcium ion homeostasis. Bases 68 to 1471 code for a protein of 467 amino acids. The record is from RefSeq and is a predicted model, not a curated record. The transcript is spliced from 13 exons. Gene Ontology annotation, cellular component: endoplasmic reticulum. Gene Ontology annotation, molecular function: calcium ion binding. NCBI's taxonomy places the organism in Eukaryota, Metazoa, Mollusca, Bivalvia, Mytilida, Mytilidae.
AAGUAUUGAAGCUCUCUAAAAUAGAAGACACAUUUAAUUGAAAAGGGGAAAGCGAGAAAGCCAGAACAUGAGGCUGGUUUUAUUAGGAUUGUUUGUUUUGGUGGUUGGCAUUGUUUCAGCUGGCAAUCAACAUGGUGCAGACAUAGAUGACAAUGAGUUUGCUGAAUUUGAGGAGCUUGAUGAAGAUGAGGUUAUGUUUGAAGAUACAAAACAAGAUGAGGUAAAAGAACAGAGAGUUGAGAGGAAAGAAGAUGAAACAGUUGCAGAGGAAGAUGAAGAUGAUGAUGCUACAGUGGAGACAGAAGAUGAUGAAUUUGAACAUUUCAAUGAUGAGGAAGAGUUUGUUGGAUUUGAUAAAGACCGUGAAUCAACAAAACCAAAGGAAAAGAUGCCAGAAUUAAAAAUAAAUCAAGUUCCACAACAUCUUAGAACAAACUGGGAUAGUUUUGUGAUAGAAAUACUCAUGUUAGCUGGACUUGGUGUGUAUUUAUUAAACUUCCUUCAUGGGAAGAACACCAAUCACAAACUUGCACAAGCCUGGUUGAAUUCACAUAGACAGAUACUAGAGGAACAGUUCAGUAUUGUUGGUGAUGAUGGGACAAGUAAAGAAGCUCAGUCAGGCACUUUUAUUAAAGAAUCGGAGAAUGUUUAUGCUUUAUGGUGUAGUGGUCGAUCAUGUGUGGAGGGAAUGUUGGUAGAAUUAAAACUUAUCAAAAGACAAGAUCUCAUCAGUACAAUCGCAGGAUUCAUGAAACCAGUAUCGGAUCAAAUUAUGAUACAGAUAGACAUGGAUCCCAAGGUGAUGGAUAAGUUUGUAUUUGCUGUUGCCACCAAACGAUCCUGUGCUAAGAUACAUAAAGACAUGGUCGAUCUCAGCCAGUUUACUGAGAAGAAGAAUGGUGAGAAGUAUGAUCUAAGUAGUUCUUAUCAAAUAUUGAGUGAGAUAGGGGAGGCAACUGUCACAGUUCUCGAUAAAAAGGUGACAAGUGUUCUAAAUAAAUAUGAGGGUCUGGUGGAGUUCAUGCAUUUUUCUGAUCAAUACAGUGGACAAAAAGCUCAGGAUGAUAGCCAAACUUCAAAACUUCCAGAGGUCAAGCCUGUACUUACUUUCUGUUUCAAUGUUCCUGGUAAAGGAAAAUGUAAACCUGCCGACAUGGAGAAUAUGUUACCACUUCUUAAACUAGUUCUGUACUGUGUCGAUAAAGUCAGCCGUCUUCAAUUGGGAAAGGAGGCUAGGGCAAAAGCAGACAAGAAACGUCAGAAGAUGCAGGAAGUCUUUGAGAAAGCCACUCAUCAACAACGUCAGGAACAAGCUCAGCAAAGACGUGAAGAGAAAAGAAGAGUGGAGAAAGAAAGGUUGAUGGCUGAAGAAGAUCCUGACAAAGCCAGAAAAUUGGAGGAGAGAGAUAGUAGAAGAGAAGCUAAAAGGAAACAGCCAAAAAUGAAGAUGAUGAAAGUGAAGGCCAUGUAGAAAAGUCAUGUGACAUAGUGUCAUGAGACAUAGCAUAUGGCCAUGUAGAAAUGUCAUGUGACAUACUGUCAUGAGACAUAGCAUAUGACCAUGUAUAAAUGUCAUGUGACAUAGUGUGUCAUGUGAUAUACUGUAUGGCCAUGUAGAAAUAUCUCUGAGACAUAGUGUAUAGCUAUGAAGUAAUAUCAACAUGUUUUGAUGUUUAGCUUAUUUUGUUGUCCCCUACUACCUACACAUAUUUUUAUUCUGUUUCAUAUUGCUCUCUAUUCAUAAUAUGAACAUAGUUUUAUUUCUAAUCAGUGAAAUUUCAUUUCAUUGCAGCCACAAUUUUUGCAUUUUGACUGUUUUAUCAUACACACAUAUAUUACACAAACACACUUAAAAAGUGAUGUGAGUUAGUUGUUCCUUGUAAUAAUCAGAACUGAUUGUAAGUGUCUUAAUAAUAUAUGUCUUUUGUAUAUAGUUUACAUUUAAAUGUGAUCAGAGAUUUUAAAUAAAAUAUUUUACAUGUG